AUGUCGCUCACUGAGUCCGCUGCGGUGGAUGUCGCACGCAGCGCAUCCAUUGCUUCUCGUCAACUCGCAACGCUUUCUAAUGAUGCCCGGAACCAAGCUCUCUCAGCACUUCAUCAAGCCCUAGACAAAAACCGGGCCACCAUCCUGGCCGCCAAUGCGAAAGAUGUUGAAAUGGCCACCCGAGCCGCUGCGGAUGGCACACUGAGCCAUAGUAUACUCAAAAGAUUGGAUCUUUCACGCCCCGGCAAGUAUGAUGACAUGCUCCAGGGAAUCCUGAGUGUACGGGAUUUGAACGAUCCCGUUGGUAAUGUGACACUGCGGAAGCUUCUCGAUGAAGGGUUGACCCUAGAAAGAGUCAGUUGCCCCAUUGGUGUUCUCCUGAUCAUCUUCGAGGCUCGGCCCGAAGUGAUUGCGAAUAUCGCGGCCCUGGCCAUCAAGUCCGGGAAUGCUGCCAUCCUGAAAGGUGGGAAGGAAUCUAUGGAGUCCUUCGUCGCUAUUGCGAAUGUUGUAUCAGAGGCCAUUGCCAGCUCUCAGGUCCCGGUUCCAUCUAUUCAGCUUGUCAGGACUCGGGAUGUUGUUUCUUCUUUGCUUGCCCAGGAUUCACUCAUUGACCUCGUAAUCCCCCGAGGCUCCAAUGAGUUGGUCCGCUUCGUCAAAGACAAUACGAAGAUUCCUGUUCUUGGACAUGCAGAUGGAUUAUGCUCUGCCUACGUGCAUUCCGAUGCUAAAAUCGAUAUCGCCGUGAAAGUCAUUGUUGAUUCAAAGACAGAUUACCCGGCGGCCUGCAAUUCACUCGAAACGCUGCUGGUGCAUGAAAGUCUACUCGACUCGACCCUUCCUGUCGUCGCCCAAGCCUUGCUGGAUAAGGGCGUUUCUCUUCGUUGUGACAGCGCAUCCAUGGACGCCUUGAUGAAAGCGCUACCAGCUGACAAAAGAAAUAAUCUCUCUGCUGCCACUGGAGCAGACUACGAAACCGAGUUCUUAGACUUGGUACUAGCCGUCAAGACUGUCUCACGUGCAGAAGACGCAAUUGCACACAUCAAUGCCCACUCGUCUGGGCACACAGACAUCAUCAUAACUGAAUCUAGAGAGGCAGCAAACUGCUUCAUGAGCAGCAUUGACAGCGCAGGCGUUUUCUGGAACGCAUCUAGUCGAUUUGCUGACGGGAUGAGGUAUGGAUUUGGUACUGAGGUUGGCAUCAGCACCAAUAAAAUUCACUCUCGGGGUCCUGUCGGCCUUGAAGGGUUGACAAUCUAUAAAUACCUGAUCCGCGGGGAGGGUCAUGGAGCUGCGGAUUACCACGAGGGCGAGGCAGGACGGAAGUAUCUCCAUAAAAGCCUUCCAAUCGACAAAUGA
Penicillium argentinense is the source of this 1356-nucleotide messenger RNA. Its product is annotated as glutamate-5-semialdehyde dehydrogenase. Bases 1 to 1356 code for a protein of 451 amino acids. The record is from RefSeq and is a predicted model, not a curated record. The transcript has 3 exons. Gene Ontology annotation, molecular function: glutamate-5-semialdehyde dehydrogenase (NADP+) activity; NADP binding. Lineage: Eukaryota; Fungi; Ascomycota; Eurotiomycetes; Eurotiales; Aspergillaceae.